Diachasma alloeum is the source of this 1751-nucleotide messenger RNA. Its product is annotated as alpha/beta hydrolase domain-containing protein 17B. The transcript has 3 exons. Gene Ontology annotation, biological process: protein depalmitoylation. The record is from RefSeq and is a predicted model, not a curated record. The coding region runs from base 884 to 1738 and encodes 284 amino acids. Lineage: Eukaryota; Metazoa; Arthropoda; Insecta; Hymenoptera; Braconidae. Gene Ontology annotation, molecular function: palmitoyl-(protein) hydrolase activity. Gene Ontology annotation, cellular component: endosome membrane; plasma membrane.
CGCUUGUUAUCACCCUGAUAAGCCGCAGGAAAACACCCAGAGUUUCUCCGAGCAAGUGUCACAACCCGGGGUCGCUCCGCAUCCCCGAGCCCGAACAAACCCCCGAAAAAACCGCAAACCCCGCAAUAAACGCCAGUGAAAAAAGGAAAACCCAACUAAAAUAAAAGCCACUCGUCCCGAAGUGCAUCGACUCGUGGUGUCCACUCCCAAGUGCAUGACCGAGGGCCCCGAAAAAAAUCAAAUCCCAACCACAACCGAUUCCCUCUCUAUCAGCAACACCGCGUUCUCUCGAGGAAAUGCAACGCUGUAAAAUAGCCAACCAAGAAUGAAAACACUAAUCGUGUGUCAUGGCUGACUCACCAGCAACAACAGAACAGGAUCAGCAUCAACCAGGGCUUGAUUGUGACUUUGUGUUCAGUGAGGCAGGAACAUUACCUCAACCUAAAUAAACUCAGCCCCGCAGACAACCGAAUAAAGAAAAUGCCAAGAGCAUUUCCCCAAAAUUAUCGGAGUAACCUCGAGUGUUAGUGAAGAGUAAAAACAUCGUGAACUGGGAGAUAAUAAAAGCGUCAGUGAAUCCUUGUUCUUAUCUGUUCUGUUGUGUUAUUUUCCGUGCAUGCGUGAGAGAAAAAAAAAUAACUAGGCUAAAUAGACAAACAUUGCGGAGUGAACAAACUGGAGUGAAUGAAAUUCCGUGAGCGAACAGUGAUAAUGAACUUCUGAUGAAAAAUUUUAAAUGACGAGAGAUGCAAUAGAACAAAGAAAUAAAACAUACCUAACCCACAUGCGCCGCGAGUGAGAGAUCGAGUUGUGGUGUCAGUGCACUUGGUUUUGAGUAAUUCUAGGUGUUUUUGUGCUCAAUAAAUUGGAUAAAGCGACAAUCAUGAACUCAUUGAGUGAGUUCUGCUCGUUGUUCUGCUGUCCACCCUGUCCGUCCAGGAUAGUUGCUAAACUGGCAUUUGCACCACCAGAGCCAACGUACAGUUUUAUCGAGGAUGAGGGCUCAAAAUUUGCUAUAUCUUUAUCGAAACGGGCCGAGUGGCAUUACACGGAGAGGGAGAAGGAGUCUGUCGAGGGAUUUUACGCACGCACAUCACGUGGUAAUAGAAUAGCAUGUCUAUUUGUGAGGUGCUCAGCAACAGCCAGAUUCACUAUUUUAUUUUCCCAUGGUAAUGCUGUUGAUCUUGGGCAAAUGUCGAGUUUUUACUUGGGUCUCGGCUCCAGGAUCAACUGUAACAUAUUUAGUUAUGAUUACUCGGGGUAUGGGGUGAGUGGUGGUAAACCAUCUGAGAAGAAUCUUUAUGCUGACAUUGAUGCUGCCUGGCAUGCGCUCAGAACACGGUAUGGAAUCAGUCCUGAGAAUAUUAUAUUGUAUGGACAGAGCAUUGGGACUGUGCCCACUGUUGAUCUUGCUGCUAGAUAUGAGGUUGGAGCUGUUAUUCUUCAUUCGCCACUCAUGUCUGGGAUGAGGGUCGCUUUUCCUAAUACCAAGAGAACUUGGUUCUUUGAUGCAUUUUUGAGUAUAGACAAGGUGCCGAAGGUAAUGUCACCAGUUCUUGUGAUUCACGGUACAGAGGACGACGUAAUCAACAUCAGUCAUGGACUGGCAAUCUACGAGAGGUGUCCCAGGCCAGUGGAGCCUCUGUGGGUUGAGGGAGCUGGUCACAACGACGUUGAGCUCUACAAUCAGUACCUGGAGCGACUGAAACACUUCGUAAGCGUUGAAUUAGUAAACUGACGUAAAUUGAGCC